AUGGAUAGCUUACGCCAAGAGCUAGAUACGCUUCUGUGUAAGUGUGAGGAUGGCGAUGCUGGAGAAGAACGUAAAUUCAUGCCUUUUCAAUCAUUCCGAAAGGUGUUCACCCCAGAAAGGAUCGAUGAUGCAGUAUAUGGUAUCAAGGAAGCCGACAUGGAAUUUUCUCAGAAGGGUGAUGUAGCAGCUUGGGUUAAAUCACACGCAAGGCGAAUUUUUGCUAUCUUGAUUUUGUUAGGCAGUAAAGAACAUCUUAUCGCCAGGUUUAUGGGGCGGGAUAUCUUCCAAGGGAAAUACGACGAAAAACUUCCCUUCAGCAGAGAAGAUCUUGAUACAAUCAUCCCCGAGAUUGCGGCCGAAUUUUACGAGAAGCAAUGGGAAUUCGUGUCGCCAGUUUGGUCGAAGAAUGUGGUUCACCGAGAACUGCCAUCCGACGUCAGGUUACCGUUCGUUCUUAAUGAGAAACUAGGCCGCGGUGGGUUCGGAGUGGUAUAUAAAAUCAAGCUUCAUGAGCAUCAUCAACGGACUGUUUUGUUCCCAGAAAAUAAGAACCAACAAAUAGUGCGUAAGGAGUUCAGAUCCGCACCCCCACGUGUGGAAUCUCAACUUGCAGCUGGUUCUAGGUCUGAUAGCGCAUCUACGGGGAGUGACUACGCCAAAGAGCUCAGAAAUCUCAGCAUCUUGAAUGAACUCAAGCAUCCCAAUAUCAUUCAACUAGUUACCUCAUAUACAUAUCGUGGAAAACACAACCUCGUGUUCCCGCUCAUAGAAGAUGGCGACCUUGGUAAACUUCUUCGUGGCAACCGGGAACAUUACCCCUCACUGCGACGCAAUGAAACCUUUUUGAUUGCCCUCUGCGAGCUAUCUUCGGCUAUUGAGCGAGUACAUGACUACACAGUUGAAAGAUUCGAUAUAAAGCUGAUGGGUUGUCACUACGACCUCAAACCUCAAAACAUCCUCGUCCAAGGUUCCAAGUUUAUACUUGCCGACUUUGGACUCUCGAGACUUUCUGCCGACAACGAUCAGCAGUUAUUCGCGGGUGGAGGAAGCGACUAUUUUGCACCGGAGUGUACUGACCCUGAAAAAGAUUUCGCGAAAAAGGCCAUUGAUCGGUCUAGCGAUGUAUGGUCGUUCGGCUGUAUCAUUUCAGAAAUCCUGACCUACAUGAAGAUGGGUCCAACUGGAGUGAGAACCUUCCGAGAGCGACGUAAGGUCCUGAUUAAAAGCCAAAAGGUGUCCGCUUUUCAUAAAGGAAUUGGACAACGUAACCAGAACUUCGACGACUGGCUGCUAAGCCCCGAAGUUCAGAAUGGAGCAGACGGGUUUAGUCGAGAUAUGGUGAACUUAAUUAAAAGAAUGACGACACUCGACCAAAAGUCGCGUCCAACUGCAAAAGAAAUAACUAUUGAUCUGCAAAAAACCACCAUUCAAGCGCUAUAUUUCUCAGUUUGGGGGCUUUACAAGAGUCUCCAGGGUAUGGAAAAGCUCAAGGAUUCCUUUGAGGCCUACUCCGAAUACAUGCGAAUCAAAAGCUGGGGAUUCGUUCUUGGGUUCGAUCCAGAAGGCCAGGGCGAAUUAGUAACUUCUAGCCUCCCCGAAACAAUGCCUUUGGUUGAGAUGUACAAGUGCCUGGCAGAGAUCCAGGAAGAGCUUGAGGCCACAAUUGAACGAUGCGAAGAUUCCUGCUCACCCCUUUUCGCGCCCCUCCGCUCUCUUGGUGACAAAUUAUAUGAUACCCUGCCUUUGGAGGUAGCUAUGAAAGCGAGCGCACAUUGGGAAAUCGAAAUGAUUCGCACUGAAAAUCUGGAUACAUUGCUCGAGACUGCUGAAGCAGCCGAAAAUGUUAAUAUCAAAAUCGCAACUCUAGCUCGGAUCAAGCGGAUGUCAGUAUUAGCCACAGCGCAACCUUCAGGACUCACAAAAGAUGGCCUUGAAAUUAGCCCCGAUUCUAUCCGGGAAGGUUCUCCGUUUGAAAAUCACCUAUAUGCCUCAGUUGAAAGCGCAGCUGCACCGAAGAGAAAAGUUCUAAUCGAAUGGAUUCGGUAUAGCAUUGUCGAUACAAAUCUCUUCGAAAAGCUACUUUUAAGGAUCAAAUCUCUGGCAGUUCUCCUAAACUCAAUUGAAACUCCGCCAGACUUUCGGAUCCUUCAUUGUUCCAACUACUUGCACAAAGGUAGCGAUGGUGCUUUUGGCCUUGUCUUCGAUCUCCCAGAUCAAUCGGUCUCAAUACCAAGAAGUCUAGCCGCCGUCAUUCACAAGACGCGGAACUUCCGAGAGCGUCCAUCCCUUGGAUCCCGCUUCAAACUCGCUUUGUCGCUUGCGGUAUCGUUGUCAGGGUUUCAUAAAGUCGGCUGGCUACACAAAAGCAUCUCAGCGUCCAACGUUCUUUUGUUGAUCGAUCCAAAAGAAGCUGAAAGCACAGUCGCAUCUACCUGGCUUACAGACUCCUAUUUAAUCGGGUUCAAUCGUAGUAGAGAGGAUGAUAUCCAAGCCUUCACACUCGGGCAAACCCGUUACGAACAGGUGACCCAGUACUACCACCCAGAUUAUGCGCAAACAAGUUUCCCACACCCACCAUACCGUUUGCAUUAUGACUACUACAGCUUGGGGCUAGUCUUGCUAGAGGUCGGCAUGUGGGAGAGUCUGUCGACUCUGGUGAAAGGAGUAGGAUCUGGAGAAAGCUCUCGGCGGAGAAACACUUCAGUUUCAAACCGAUACCAUGAAAUGCGAGGCUAUUUAGUGCAAAAGCGACUGGUUAUGUUGGGCCACACGAUAGGUGAGGAAUACCAGGCCGCGGUCCAGGCAUGCCUCAGUGGAUUUGAAGAGUUAGCCAAUUCAACCUCACAAGCGAGAGACAAUGUCGCGAUGCAGUUAAAGUUCGAGGAAGAGGUCGUUCAAAGACUCCGCAGGUGUCACGCCUGA
This is a messenger RNA of Orbilia oligospora ATCC 24927, 2922 nucleotides long. RefSeq lists its product as uncharacterized. NCBI's taxonomy places the organism in Eukaryota, Fungi, Ascomycota, Orbiliomycetes, Orbiliales, Orbiliaceae. The coding region runs from base 1 to 2922 and encodes 973 amino acids. The record is from RefSeq and is a predicted model, not a curated record. The transcript is spliced from 2 exons. Gene Ontology annotation, molecular function: ATP binding; protein kinase activity. Gene Ontology annotation, biological process: protein phosphorylation.